Messenger RNA from Pseudo-nitzschia multistriata, 1306 nucleotides. The record is from the annotation of a GenBank genome assembly. NCBI's taxonomy places the organism in Eukaryota, Bacillariophyta, Bacillariophyceae, Bacillariales, Bacillariaceae.
AGUUACAGUUUAAAUUAUUUUCAUGCUGAAAGUUCCAGUUCUCGUUUUAAGGACCAGAUGAUGUAGGAGCAAAAGAUUCAUGACUUCAAAUUGAAGUUAAGAACUUGAAAUUAUUACUUUUUGCUCUAUUUCGAGGCCGAUUUCAAUUGUUAUGAAACGCAUAGUAUUGCGGAAAAGAUCGAGCGAUCAAACCACCCCCAACAAAAUAAGGACAGAACGAAGCAAAGACCACGGCAUAGGCAUUCGUCAUGGACCAAGAUAACGACGACAACGAAAAGGAAUCGAAGAUCAACCGGCAAUCCAGGGGCUUUCUCCAAAACGCCUUGAUCUUAGUGGCAACCCUAACUGUUGUUGGCCUGAUCAUGGGAUACAUCCACACGCACGACCCGCCGCAACUCAGCAAGAACAUUCAGCACCUGGUGGAGAAAUGGGAAGACAACCUGGUAGCACACGAAAGCGCGGCCCAGGGGCAACUAAGGACCCCGCCGAUCGCAACGAAAGAAACCCCGCCGGAGAAGACCUCCAAACAGACCGAAUUCGACCUGACCUUCCAGGUAGAAGAACUGGACCAGAAAGUCCGGGCCCGAAAGAGCACCGAGGGCGUCCUCAUGGAAACCGAUCCCGAGGGACUGAGACUGACCAAGAAAUUGCAAGCCGCGACGCUGAAACUACUUAAGCACCGGUAUGGCUACGGUACUAAACACGAACGAUUCCGCGUACGCGUUGACCUCGUCUAUCCGGAGGUCAUUGUAGGUGAGGGAGAAUCGAAGAAGGCAUUCUUCGUGAUCGAAAUGGCGCCGCCAUCACUCAUCCCUUGCAGCGUUUUCUACUUCAUGGAAAUGGUCCGGACCUACAAGUCGGGAUCCUUUCACCGGAAUGCGGACCACGUGCUGCAGAUCAACGCCCAGACCGAAGCCACUGCGGGCCACAAGUCGAUGCCCUUCCAGGAAUACAGCCCCGAGCACCCCCAUAAGAAAUACACUACAGGAUACGCCGGGCGGCCCAGCGGCCCGGGUUGGUACGUUUCUAUCAAAGACAACACUAAGAACCACGGGCCUGGCAGCCAGCAAAAACACAACCCCUACGAGGCCGAUGCCAAUUUUGGGAGGGUGGUGGAGGGAAUCAAGGAGGGAGUUAUCGACAAGAUGCAUUCCGUUCCCCAGAAGGGUUGGCUGGACAAGGACGACUGUAUCAUCAUUCCCAAGAUGACUAUACUGGUCCAGGCACCCGACGACGAGUUGGAAUGGAUCGAAUGGACACCCGACUUGUAAUACUAUACUAAUUGAAACAAACGAUGUGCUCCUUG